AUGCCGACCACUGUUGAUUGCUAUUGGGUUGAAACACUCGGAAGAUCAACGAGGAACAUUUUUCAAACUUCAACGAUGUCUAAAAAAGCGAUAAACGUGAGGGUAACCACUUGUGAUGCAGAGCUCGAGUUUGCAAUUCAGCCAAGCACCACCGGCAAACAACUAUUUGAUCAGGUGGUCAAAACGAUCGGCUUGCGCGAGAUUUGGUACUUCGGUCUUCAAUACACCGACAACAAGAACUUCCCAACGUGGUUAAAGCUUAACAAGAAGGUGCUUUCGCAAGAUGUGAAGAAGGAUCAAACGCUUCAAUUCAAAUUCCGUGCCAAGUUCUACCCGGAAGACGUUGCCGAAGAAAUUAUUCAAGAUGUCACACUUCGUCUUUUCUACCUGCAAGUGAAAGAUGCCAUUCUCUCCGACGAGGUCUACGCUCCACCUGAGACAUCGGUCCUUUUGGCUGCUUUUGCCAUGCAGGCGAAAUAUGGAGACUAUUUGCCGGAUGCACAUCAAGAUGGCUUUUUGGAGAAAGACCGCCUUCUUUCACAACGAGUGAGUGGACAAUACCAUCUUUCGCAAGACGAUUGGGAGAAGCGCAUUAUGCAUUGGUGGGGAGAUCAUCGUGGACUCGCUCGGGAGCAAGCCAUGCUCGAAUAUCUGAAGAUAGCUCAGGAUUUGGAGAUGUAUGGAAUGAACUACUUUGAUAUUCGCAACAAGCGAGGCACCGAGCUGUACCUUGGAGUUGAUGCACUUGGCUUGAAUGUCUAUGAUAAGAACGAUCGACUCACACCUAAAGUCGGCUUUCCUUGGUCGGAGAUCAGAAACAUCUCAUUCAACGACAAGAAGUUUGUGAUCAAGCCCAUUGACAAGAAGGCUUCGGACUUCGUUUUCUACGCUCCUCGACUUCGCAUUAACAAGCGCAUCUUGGCGCUUUGCAUGGGAAAUCACGAGCUGUACAUGAGACGCCGCAAACCAGAUACCAUUGAAGUGCAACAAAUGAAGCAACAAGCGCGUGAAGAAAAGGCUUUGAGAGCCGCUGAGCAAGAGCGCCUCAAUAGGGAAAUGAAUGCUCGUGAAGCUGCAGAACAACGCCAACGCGAUGCUGAACAACGCAUGGCCGAGAUGCAAGCUGCGAUAGAUCGUGCGCAAGCUGAUUUGGCUGAGGCACACAACAGAAUUCGCUCUCUGGAGGAACAACUUCGUCAGCUUCAGCUUGCUAAAGAUGAACUUGAAGCCAAAGAACAGGAAUUGCACGAAUUGACUGAUCGUCUUCAAUCCGAAAAGGCAAUGAGUGAUGAAGAGAGGCGCCGUCUUCGAGAUGAAGUUCAUCGCAGGGAGAGCGAGAUUGGCAUCAUGCGAGAUGAGGUCGCGAGAAGACAAGAGGAAACUUCACGUCUUCAAAGCGAGAUUGAGAACGUGCGCCGCACAGAAGUACAUCAUAAAUACACUGAAGUUCGUGUACACUCAUCUGUUCGCGAUGAUUAUGAUGAUCAUGAUGAUCUUGAGCAAAACGGCCACCGUGAGCUCACUUCGGAUGCUGAUGCUCAUCUUCCACAAUACGAGUUGGAUCGAAUCACGGCUGCUGAACAAAAUGUCUCCAUCAAGCAGAAAUUGGAUAUGCUUACCCGUGAGCUUGAAGGUGUGAAGGACGAGCGCGGAGUGACAGAUUAUGAUGUACUUCAUAUGGAGAACAAGCGCGCUGGACGUGACAAGUACAAGACACUCAGACAAAUUCGUGGCGGCAACACGAAGCGACGCAUUGAUCAAUACGAGAACAUG
Messenger RNA from Mesorhabditis belari, 1773 nucleotides. The record is from the annotation of a GenBank genome assembly. Lineage: Eukaryota; Metazoa; Nematoda; Chromadorea; Rhabditida; Rhabditidae.